AUGAGCUUUUCCGGAAUGCUCAACCGGCUUCACGGCCAGCCCGAAAGCUAUGAUAAGAAGUCCAAAUACAAGUUCGGUCGAACCCUCGGCGCCGGCACAUAUGGCAUUGUCCGCGAGGCCGAUUCGCCUGGCGGCAAGGUCGCCGUCAAAAUCAUCUUGAAGAAGAAUGUGAAGGGAAACGAGACCAUGGUAUACGACGAGCUCGACCUCCUCCAGCGUCUUAACCACCCGCACAUCGUCAAAUUUGUUGAUUGGUUCGAAUCGAGAGACAAGUACUACAUCGUCACCCAACUAGCGACCGGAGGCGAGCUCUUCGAUCGCAUUUGCGAGCAAGGAAAAUUCACAGAAAAGGAUGCGUCGCAAACUAUUAAGCAGAUCCUUGACGCCGUCAAUUACCUUCACCUGAACAAUGUCGUCCAUCGAGAUCUCAAACCUGAAAACCUCCUCUACCUUACAAGGGCUCCCGACUCUGACUUGGUACUUGCCGAUUUCGGUAUCGCCAAGAUGUUGGAUCGCAAGGACGAGGUCCUCACCACGAUGGCGGGGUCUUUCGGCUACGCGGCACCCGAGGUCAUGCUUAAGCAGGGACACGGUAAGCCCGUAGAUAUGUGGUCGAUGGGCGUCAUCACCUACACUCUCCUCUGCGGCUACUCUCCUUUCCGAUCCGAGAACCUCCAGGACCUCAUCGAGGAGUGCAUGUCUUCCCAGGUCGUUUUCCACGAGCGCUACUGGAAAGAUGUCAGCCAGGAUGCCAAGGAUUUCAUCCUUACAUUACUUCAACCCUCUCCCGAGAAGCGAGCCACGAGUGAGGAAGCUCUCAGUCACCCCUGGCUGACCGGCGAGACGGCCACCGACCACAACUUGCUGCCCGAGAUCCGCUCUUACAUGGCCAAGGCCAAGCUACGACGCGGCGUCGAGAUGGUCAAGCUCGCGAACCGCAUCGCCGCACUCAAGGCCCAGGAGGAAGACCCCGAGAACUCCGACGUCCCAGACGACCCCGCUCUCGGUGGCGGCGAGCCAUCGAGCAACGCCGCGGCUGGCUCAUCAACUGGAGAGGGCAAGCGCUCUCUAUCAAAGACUAUCAAGGGUGCCAUCUUCCGCGAGGUCGUGUUGGCCAAGGUGCGUGAGAUGAAGCAGGAGGAAGAGACGCGUAAGAUCCAGGAGCAGGCGACGAAAGAUUCGCAGAACAUGUAA
Molecule: messenger RNA, 1194 nt
Organism: Scedosporium apiospermum
Lineage: Eukaryota; Fungi; Ascomycota; Sordariomycetes; Microascales; Microascaceae
Product: Calcium/calmodulin-dependent protein kinase
Exons: 6
Coding region: 1-1194 (397 amino acids)
Biological process (GO): cellular response to oxidative stress; protein phosphorylation
Molecular function (GO): ATP binding; calcium/calmodulin-dependent protein kinase activity
Source: RefSeq, a predicted model, not a curated record